This is a messenger RNA of Trichoderma atroviride IMI 206040, 1146 nucleotides long. RefSeq lists its product as uncharacterized. The record is from RefSeq and is a predicted model, not a curated record. Gene Ontology annotation, biological process: GPI anchor biosynthetic process. Lineage: Eukaryota; Fungi; Ascomycota; Sordariomycetes; Hypocreales; Hypocreaceae. Gene Ontology annotation, molecular function: enzyme regulator activity. Gene Ontology annotation, cellular component: dolichol-phosphate-mannose synthase complex; endoplasmic reticulum membrane.
AAGCGCACUGCGCAAGAGAAACCAGGCGAUUGUCAGAUUUUUCUCUCAUCUUUCGGGCGUGAAAACUUCAUCUGAUGUUUCUCCAUAAAGUCGUCUGUUCACAUUUGGUGUAAGCCCGCUAUAACAAACAGCAUACAUGUAUACCGAACAAGAAACAACAACAUGGCCACGCUUUGGGAGCAGCUGUAAACCAGUCUCGAGACCAAAUGCGCAAAUGUGACUAGCCAUGAAUAACAGUCAAGAUGAAUAAACAUAACUAAUAUUAUAUAAUUACUUACUCUUCCUCAACCUCUAGAUAUAUCACUCCCAGGUACAAGUUGACAGCCACCCAGCGCACCGCCACAUCAACACAGCGCCCAGCCAGCACGCCCCAGCCCCUAACCAAAAGCCCCCAGAAGCCCAUCCCUGGCGCGACCCCAAUUGAUGCCAGCGUGGAUGUUGCCGCCGCCGCGCGCGCCUCGCAUCGCCUCGCCUCAGCAUCAGCUACGAAGCUUCGUUUCUCCCACUUCAACAUUUCACCACUCAGCCACGUCAAAGAGACAACCACCCCCCCGCGCUCCUUUAAAACAAAAAAGACGAUAUACGAGAUAGACUUAACUCUCCCCUUAAAACCCCCCAUUCUCUCUCUCUCUACAUUCUUUUGAUUCCCGGUUCAUUACACCAAAGCUUUCCUAACAAUGCUCGACAAGCUCGUCGGUUUCACCAUGCUGGUGGCCGCCUCCGUCAUCUUCCUCUACUACACCAUCUGGACCCUCCUCAUGCCCUUCGUUGACGACGACCACCCCCUUCAGAACCUCUUCCUCCCUCGCGUCUGGGCCAUCCGCAUCCCCGUCAUCCUUCUCCUCCUCGGUUCCGCCGUCGUCGGCUCCUUCGUCGGCAUGGUCAUGAUCCGAAGCAACCAGAAGAAAGCUGCCAAGGCCAAGGCUGCCGCUAAGAAGAAGGCUUAAAAGGAAAAAUAAAAAAAGGGAGGGAGAAUGAACACCAUAAUACCGAACCUUAUAUGUAUAUGUACCCAUCUAUGUGCGAGAAACGAAUGACCCGUCAUCUAUGCAGGAGAUAACCCAGGGGACUUGUUAGAAUUGGUCAUGGCAAUAAAAAAUUAAUAAUACUUUUGCACAAACAUGCACGGGAAUUGAAUUUUUACUU